AUGCCUAUCACGAACCCUCUCCACCGCUACAAAUGGAAAGUUGGGAAGGAUCCAGAGGGGUAUUAUUCAGAGGAAGAGGAGUAUAAGCGGGGACCGGUCGAACGCGAUGAGAAUGGUGAAAUAAUCAUACCCCGGCGCAGAGUCCUUGACUUGUAUGAGGUUCUCGGUCUCGAUGACCAGGCGACUCAAGACCAGAUCAGGGCUGCUUAUAAGAAGAAGGCGCUGAAGCAUCAUCCUGACAAGGCACCCCCGAGCAAGAAAGAAGAAGCGAACAGCAAAUUCCAAAAAAUCGCCUUCGCUUACGCCGUCCUUUCUGAUGAACGUCGCCGCGCGAGAUUCGAUAAGACGGGUAGCACGGAGGACGCCUUGGACGAAGAUGAGGAUUUUGACUGGACGGAGUUCUACCGGGAGCAAUUCGCCACCGCUGUUGAUGUCGAUGCGAUCGACAAGCUCAAGAAGGAAUACCAGGGGUCUGAGGAAGAGGUCAAGGAUAUACUGCAGGCCUAUGAAAAUCACCAGGGCGAUCUGGAUAAAAUCUACGACUCUGUGAUGCUGUGUAAUGUCAUUGAUGAUGAUGAGCGAUUCCGCGCCAUCAUUGACUUGGCUAUUGCGGAAGGAAGGGCCCAGAAGUACAAGAAAUACACGGAGGAGCCGGUCAAGAAGCGUCAGGCCAGAUUGAAGCGGGCACAGAAGGAAGCGAAGGAGGCGGAACAAGUGAGCAAGGAGAUGGAAGAGAACAAGUCUAAGACGGGUAGGAAGAACAAGGGAGGGAGGAAGAAGGAGGAUGGCCCCGAGGACGUGGGUGACUUGGCUGCGAUGAUUAAACAGCGGAACCUUGGCCGUCUUGACAGCCUCAUCAAUCGGUUGGAGGAGAAGUAUAACAAUCGGUUGGAGGAGAAGUAUAACGUGGAUAGUGAGCUUAAUGCGCUGGGGCCGGGGCCGAGCAAGGUCAAGAAGACGAGGAAGAAGCGGAAGUCGAGUCCUCCUGAAUCGGCAUUCGAAGAAAUGGCUGCGCGUGGGGAGAAGAAGAGGCAGAGGACCAAGGGGUGA
This is a messenger RNA of Aspergillus luchuensis, 1050 nucleotides long. Its product is annotated as DnaJ domain protein. Gene Ontology annotation, cellular component: nucleus; cytoplasm. Bases 1 to 1050 code for a protein of 349 amino acids. The record is from RefSeq and is a predicted model, not a curated record. Gene Ontology annotation, molecular function: heat shock protein binding. Lineage: Eukaryota; Fungi; Ascomycota; Eurotiomycetes; Eurotiales; Aspergillaceae. The transcript has 2 exons.